This is a messenger RNA of Oxyura jamaicensis (ruddy duck), 3194 nucleotides long. It is a transcript of the gene CWF19L2, whose product is annotated as CWF19 like cell cycle control factor 2. Lineage: Eukaryota; Metazoa; Chordata; Aves; Anseriformes; Anatidae. The record is from RefSeq and is a predicted model, not a curated record. Gene Ontology annotation, cellular component: post-mRNA release spliceosomal complex. The transcript is spliced from 18 exons. Gene Ontology annotation, biological process: mRNA splicing, via spliceosome. The coding region runs from base 60 to 2768 and encodes 902 amino acids.
UUCCCGUUCCGCCGCACAGUGCCCGCCUCCCGCCCGGCCCGACUCGGCGGGGGCCCGAAAUGGCGUCGGGCUGGCAGAGCGAGGCGAGCCUGGCGGCGCUCAAGGAGCAACGGCGGCGGCAGCGGGAGGAGCUGCUGGCGGAGGCCAAAAUUAAUUAUGAGAAGGAGGAGAGGCGCAAGCUGAAAAAACAUCUGCGAGGUGAAGAUACGUGGAUGCUUCCUGAUGUGAAUGAACGGGUGGAACAACUGGAAAAGGAACAUUCUGUGCAGAAAAAAAAGAAAAAGGAUAAGCAUUCAAAAAAAUCUAAGAAAGAAAAGAAGAAAAGUAAAAAACAAAAAUCUGAAAAGAAGGAUGACUUCAGUGAUAGCUCUUCAGAUUCUUCAGUUGAAUGGGUUGAGUCAAAUGUGUCACAGUCAGAUAACACAGAAAAGGCUUGGAAGGUCAACAAGGAAUCAGAUGCUGUGAAAGGACCCUCCUUGCAGAGAGAAGAAUGGAUGAAUUUAGACUUUGUGUCUUUGAAAACUGUGCCACUAGCAUCUUGCAAAAGUGAAAGAGAGAAAGAAAAAAUACUGAAACGACAGAAAGCUCAAGAAAUUGAACAGGCUAUGCUUUCUGAGAGAGAACUCAACCCCUAUUGGAAAGAUGGUGGUACAGGUCUGCCACCAACAGAGGGUGAAUCAACUUCAGUUAAAAAAGUUACGGUGGUAGAAGAUGCUGGAUUAAGUUGGUUACGAAAAUCAUAUCAAAGGAUGAAGGAGCAGGCUGAGAGAGAGAAACGAAAUGUUGAGGAAGUUGUAGCUGAGAGAUAUGGGUCAAUGGAGGCAUUUGAGUCACGGUUAGAAGCAGCUGAAAAAGUUGCAUCGAAAAAGGAAAAUUAUUAUAGAGGUGAUAGAUGGAAGAAAACUGAUUAUUCAGAAAGUGAGAAGAAAGAACAGCAUGUGAAAAACACUCCACAACACGAAGAUGAUAGGAACAUGUUUGGGAGACAUAAGAGAGAGAGGUAUGACAAGGGAUGGAUGCAAGAAGACAGAGGUUACAAAAGAGAUGGAUCAAGAGAAGACCAAAAACGUGGACACAGUAGCAGAGACUCAGAACUGGGAGGUUACAGCUCCAAAGCUGAAAAACACGUGGAUGAAAAAAGUCAAGGAAAGAGCCUUUCUCUAAGUGACAUAAAACACAAAUUUCUGAAGCCCUCUGAAGAUGAUUUAUCAUCUUACAGUGCACCUAAGGACUACAAGCCACAGCAUUCCUCUUCAAAACUGCCUGCUCAUAGCUCUUUGAACAGUCGUUUUCAAAAACCCAGUGAGGAUACUGCAUUGUGGACAAAAACACACACACAAGAUAGGAAUGAACAAUUAGUAUCUGAUCAAAAGUCAUCAGAUGGUGUGGCAAAAAUUGUUGGUGAAAGAACUCCAACUGAUGAAAAAGAGAAAUCACAAAAGGAGUACCCAGCUGAUACCUCUGAGAAGAAACAAACAUCAUCUCAUAGUAAAACAUCAUGUUCCAGGGAUACAUCAAAGGAUGAGCCACCUCGGGUGCUUAGUGAAGAGGAGAUGAACAGACUGGGAGCCAGGAUUGUGAAAGCUGAGCUGAUGGGAAACAUGGAGUUAGCUUCAAAACUUCAAGAGGAACUCGACAAGGCACGCAAAUUAAGAGAGACUCAGCAGCAGAUCCCAGCAAAGUCUGGUGGAGAGGCUUCAAGCCGUCAAGAAGAUGAGCAAGUGAUCCUUGUCAGAACAGAUCAAAGUGGAAGGGCAUGGCCUGUGACCACAUCAGCUGAACCACAGGAGCCUAGAGGAGGACGGAGAAAGAGACAGAUGGUCGCUACUCAUGUAGAUAAAGAAAGAGUAAGGUACUUUCCGGAUGAUGACAGUAUGAAUCUGCAGGAUUUAGUCAAAAAUGAGAAGACAAGAACAGCAGAGGAUCAAAAUGCACUGUUCAUGCGUAUGGCAUCAAAGAUGAUGGAAAAAACUGACAGAGACUACUACACUCUGGAUGACAUGUUUGUUUCCAAAGCAGCAAAAAGAGCACGCAGUGGGGAAGAGGAAGAAAUACAAAGAAGAAAAGCAAUACGUGAGCACCAACUGCUUGCUGCACGCAUGGAAAAGUGCCCAUACUGCUUUGAUAGCAGUGAACUUUCUAAACAUCUUAUUAUUGCAAUUGGUACCAAGGUGUACUUGUCUCUACCAAGCAACGAGUCCCUUACUGAAGGUCACUGCCUGAUAGCCCCCUUACAGCACCAUACUGCAGCCACACUUUUGGAUGAAGAAAUCUGGGAAGAAAUCCAGAUGUUCAGAAAAGCUUUGGUGAAAAUGUUUGAAGCGAGAGGCUUGGACUGUGUCUUCAUAGAAACAAAUAUGAGUAUGAAGAAACGAUACCACAUGGUGUACGAAUGCAUUCCUCUUCCAAGAGAAGUAGGAGAUAUGGCUCCAAUCUACUUUAAGAAAGCUAUAAUGGAGUCUGAUGAAGAGUGGUCCAUGAACAAGAAGUUAAUUGAUCUUUCUUCAAAAGAUAUUCGGAAAUCGGUUCCUAAAGGAUUGCCAUACUUCUCAGUGGACUUUGGGCUUCAAGGAGGAUUUGCUCAUGUCAUUGAAGAUCAACACAAGUUCCCCCAUUACUUCGGAAAGGAAAUCGUUGGUGGCAUGCUGGACUUGGAACCACGGCUCUGGAGAAAAGGAGUGAGGCAGAACUUUGAGGAGCAGAGGAAGAAAGUGUUGCAGUUUGCACAGUGGUGGAAGCCGUAUGAUUUCACCAAGAAGAACGAAUGAAUACAUCCUUGAGGUCAAGGACUAUAUAAGCCAUAAAUUAUACUAAAGGAUAUUUUGUAUGUUAAAUACGACACCGGUAUAUUAUAUAUUGCUAGUAUGUUUUAAACCCAGGGAUAUUGUUUAACUGAUUUUCUCUUUCUGGUUUGGAUAUUGUGUGUACCGCCUGAACCUGCAAGCCCAACAAACCAGAUCUGCACGGUGUUUCUCAUUUUUCAUUUUUUAUCUGAGCCAAAAUAAUAACGUCCCUGUGGCCAUUGGAAUUCUUCAAGGUAUAGCUUUUACUUUUGGAGUUUUUAUAAUACUUGAAACAACUAAAAUUGUAUCUUGUAGCAUAGAACCAGGACUUAAUUAGUGCAGCAACUUUUUCUAGAAAAUGAUGUAAAUUUUAUGAAUAUGUUGAUUAAAACAAACACAUUGUUGCACUGC